CAAGAUGCACAGCAGCCUGAGCAAACCCAGAGCAGAAGCAGCUGGUAUUCCGGUGAUUAACUAGUUCUCAGAGCCUUUUGCUGCAUUUGGUCGCUCCCCGGUGUAAUGUUCGUGUCCAAAAAGGAAGCUGCUUUUUUCACGGUGUACUGAACAGAGGUUUGAAUCAUUCCAGCUGGCUGCUUGUUUUGAAAAGGACCGUGUGUGUAUAAAUAAAAAAGAGACUGCUGGAAGAGUUCAGAUACUCGGACCGGAGCUCAGGAGUGCUCUCGGAAUAUUGCUGAGGCAGAUUGUCUGGACUGAAAGCUCCUUCUAAUUGACCUGGAGCCAAGUGACUCUGAACACCGGAGAUCUUAUUUUCUAUCUCGUGAUAAAUUCAAGUUAGGAAAAGAGGGGAAAAUAAACAUUGAAAGGCUUCUCUAGAUGAUGCUUCAAAGAUUCAACAACAAUCUCUGAUCUUGGACUUUUUCAAACUCUCUUUAUUGUUCUCUGGAUCCAUUGCCUUCCUGUUUUAACCUGCUUGUGAUCUCUUCCACCCUUUUACAUGGUUUGCCAUGGUUACAUGAACUUUUGGGAAGUGGUAUUUGCACCAUCACAUAUUUUAUUCAUGAUGGUUCUUUAGGUAAAGAGCUGAAAGGUUAUAAUUCUAAAAAAUGAAUCUUAUUGUGAAAGUUCGGAGAAGUUUUCGAACACUGAUUAUUCUCUUGGCUACCUUUUGCUUGGUGAGCAUUGUCAUUUCUGCUUAUUUCCUCUACUCUGGUUUCAAACAGGAAAUGGCACUUAUUGAAACCACUGCAGAACCAGAAUGUGCCAACAUCAAAGUUCUACCUUAUCGAUCCAUGGAGCUGAAAACGGUUAAACCUAUUGAUACUUCUAAAACCGACCUUACUGUUCUACUUUUUGUGGAGAGCCAGUACUCUCAACUCGGUCAAGACAUCAUAGCUAUCUUAGAAUCCAGCCAAUUUCAGUACCACAUGGUCAUUGCCCCUGGCAAGGGAGACAUACCUCCUCUUACAGAUAAUGGUAAAGGGAAGUACAUUUUAGUUAUUUAUGAAAACAUCUUGAAGUAUGUCAACAUGGACUCAUGGAAUCGAGAGCUAUUAGAAAAAUACUGUGUGGAAUACAGUGUUAGUAUAAUUGGUUUUCAUAAAGCCAAUGAGAACAGCUUGCCAAGUAUGAAAUUAAGAGGGCUUCCAUUAAACCUUUUAAAUAAUAUAGCUCUAAAAGACUGUUUUGUCAAUCCUCAGUCACCUCUGCUACAUAUUACCAAAGCCCCCAAAGUGGAGAAAGGACCACUUUUGGGGGAAGACUGGACAAUUUUCCAAUAUAAUCAUUCAACUUACCAGCCUGUGAUUUUAACCAAAUUACAGACAGAAAAUUCUUUCUCAUCCUUGUCCAACAAACCACUUUAUGCCACAGUGAUUCAGGACCUAGGGCUCCAUGAUGGAAUUCAGCGAGUUCUUUUUGGCAACAACUUGAACUUUUGGCUGCACAAGCUCAUCUUCAUAGAUGCAAUCUCCUUCUUGUCAGGGAAGAGGCUGGCAUUGACCUUGGACCGAUACAUUCUUGUGGACAUUGAUGAUAUAUUCGUUGGGAAGGAAGGAACAAGAAUGAAUGUCAAAGAUGUGAAGGCAUUACUAGAGACUCAAAAUUUACUGCGCACUCAGGUUGCAAAUUUUACCUUCAACCUUGGAUUUUCAGGGAAGUUUUACCAUACAGGAACGGAAGAGGAAGAUGCCGGGGAUGACCUUCUGCUUCAGUCAGUGGAUGAGUUCUGGUGGUUUCCCCACAUGUGGAGCCACAUGCAGCCCCACCUCUUCCACAAUGAGUCAUCGUUGGUGGAGCAGAUGAUUCUCAACAAGGAAUUUGCAGUGGAACAUGGCAUACCUAUCAACAUGGGCUAUGCUGUGGCACCACAUCACUCUGGCGUCUACCCAGUUCACUUUCAGCUGUAUGAAGCUUGGAAGAAGGUCUGGGGUAUUCAGGUCACCAGUACCGAAGAGUAUCCACAUUUGAAACCUGCACGGUAUAGAAAAGGCUUUAUUCACAAUAGUAUCAUGGUUCUUCCUCGACAAACCUGCGGGUUAUUUACCCACACUAUUUUCUACAAAGAGUAUCCUGGGGGGCCCCAAGAAUUGGAUAAAAGUAUCAGAGGAGGCGAACUUUUCCUCACCAUCCUGCUAAAUCCAAUCAGCAUUUUCAUGACCCACUUGUCAAACUAUGGGAACGACCGCCUUGGAUUAUACACUUUCGUGAACCUGGCCAACUUCGUGCAGAGCUGGACCAACCUGAAACUUCAAACUCUACCUCCGGUGCAGCUAGCCCACAAAUAUUUUGAGCUCUUUCCGGAGCAGAAAGAUCCUCUCUGGCAGAAUCCAUGUGAUGAUAAAAGGCACAAAGACAUUUGGUCCAGAGAGAAAACUUGUGAUCACUUGCCAAAAUUCCUUGUCAUUGGGCCACAAAAAACAGGAACAACUGCACUUUAUUUAUUUCUCCUCAUGCACCCUUCCAUCAUCAGCAAUCUCCCCAGUCCAAAAACGUUUGAAGAGGUUCAAUUCUUCAAUGGCAACAAUUACCACAAAGGAAUUGACUGGUAUAUGGACUUUUUUCCAACUCCAUCCAACAUCACCAAUGAUUUUCUGUUUGAAAAAAGUGCAAAUUACUUUCAUUCUGAAGAGGCUCCUAGACGAGCUGCAUCUCUGAUCCCCAAAGCCAAGAUCAUCACCAUCCUCAUAGACCCCUCAGAUAGGGCAUAUUCAUGGUACCAGCACCAAAGAUCACAUGAAGAUCCAGCUGCACUGAGAUUUAAUUUUUAUGAAGUUAUUACAACAGGACAUUGGGCCCCUCCUGACUUAAUAACAUUGCAGAGAAGAUGCCUUGUUCCUGGAUGGUAUGCUGUCCACAUUGAAAGAUGGCUAACUUACUUUGCUACUUCUCAGUUGCUAAUUAUUGAUGGACAGCAACUGAGAUCUGACCCAGCUACUGUGAUGGAUGAAGUCCAGAAGUUUUUGGGAGUUACACCUCAUUAUAAUUACUCUGAAGCAUUAACGUUUGAUCCCCAAAAGGGUUUUUGGUGUCAAUUAUUGGAAGGAGGAAAGACCAAAUGUCUUGGGAAAAGCAAGGGCAGAAAAUAUCCACCCAUGGAUCCAGAGUCUAGAACAUUCCUCUCUAAUUACUACAGAGACCAUAAUGUGGAACUAUCUAAACUAUUGCACAGACUGGGACAGCCCCUACCUUCUUGGCUGAGACAAGAGCUGCAGAAAGUGAGAUAGCAUCAGAAGUUGGAACCAAGGCUCACAGGAGACUUUUCUUCAUGAUUAAAUAGAAAACGAACCCUACAUUUUUCUUUUAUUCACUUCAUAGAACUUGUGAAGAUCAACAGAAGACCAUGUGAAUGAAUUCCUAUCUUUUUCAUACAAUGAAAACAAUUAUAGAGGCACACAUUGGUGAUUAUAGCAUCAGUCCCCUUGUGAACUUUGGGGCAGCCAUUGAAGUUUAAUGACAUGAAUCCACAUUUUAGUGUGGGGAUGGUAACAAACUUAUAUUCUUCCCUUAACCAUUAAGUUUCUACAACUCAGUGUGUGAUGGAGAA
Messenger RNA from Suncus etruscus (white-toothed pygmy shrew), 3589 nucleotides. It is a transcript of the gene NDST4, whose product is annotated as N-deacetylase and N-sulfotransferase 4. Gene Ontology annotation, cellular component: Golgi apparatus. The coding region runs from base 651 to 3269 and encodes 872 amino acids. The transcript is spliced from 14 exons. The record is from RefSeq and is a predicted model, not a curated record. Gene Ontology annotation, molecular function: heparan sulfate N-sulfotransferase activity; deacetylase activity. Lineage: Eukaryota; Metazoa; Chordata; Mammalia; Eulipotyphla; Soricidae.